Ornithorhynchus anatinus (platypus) is the source of this 1190-nucleotide messenger RNA. RefSeq names its product chromosome 4 C9orf78 homolog (gene C4H9orf78). The coding region runs from base 86 to 952 and encodes 288 amino acids. Lineage: Eukaryota; Metazoa; Chordata; Mammalia; Monotremata; Ornithorhynchidae. The transcript is spliced from 9 exons. Gene Ontology annotation, biological process: mRNA splicing, via spliceosome. Gene Ontology annotation, cellular component: spliceosomal complex. The record is from RefSeq and is a predicted model, not a curated record.
GGGAGGCUGCGGUUGCGACGGCCGCCACACUCGCAACAGCUGCAACCGCGGCAACCGCUGCAACCGUUGCAACGCGUGCAGCCCCAUGCCCGCGGGCAAGACCUUCCGCCGGCGCCGGGCCGCCUCCGACUCGGAGGACGACGAGCAGGGCACGGAGGAGGUCCGGUUGAAAUUGGAAGAAGCCAAGGAGGUUCAGAGCCUGAGGAGGAGGCCCAAUGGCGUCAGCGCCGCAGCCUUACUGGUCGGUGAGAGAGUCCAAGAAGAAACGACACUCGUGGACGAUCCGUUCAAGAUCAAGACCGGCGGAAUGGUGGACAUGAAGAAGCUGAAGGAGAGGAGCAAGGAUCGGAUCAGCGAAGAGGAAGACCUCAACCUAGGAACGUCUUUUUCUGCAGAAACCAAUCGGCGGGACGAAGACGCCGACAUGAUGAAGUACAUUGAGACGGAGCUGAAGAAAAGGAAGGGGAUUGUGGAAAACGAGGAGCAGAAGGUGAAGCCGAAGAACGCAGAGGACUGUCUGUAUGAGCUCCCCGAGAACAUCCGCGUCUCGUCGGCCAAGAAGACCGAAGAGAUGCUGUCCAACCAGAUGCUGAGCGGCAUCCCCGAGGUGGACCUGGGCAUCGACGCAAAGAUAAAAAAUAUCAUUUCGACGGAGGACGCCAAGGCCCGCCUGCUAGCUGAGCAGCAGAACAAGAAGAAAGACAGCGAAACGUCCUUCGUCCCGACCAACAUGGCCGUGAAUUACGUGCAGCAUAACCGAUUUUAUCACGAAGAGCUGAACGCGCCGGUGCGAAGGAACAAAGAGGAGCCCAAAGCUCGACCCCUGCGGGUGGGAGAUACCGAGAAGCCGGAGCCUGAGCGUUCCCCUCCAAACCGUAAGCGGCCACAUAAUGAGAAAGCGACCGACGACUAUCAUUACGAGAAGUUCAAGAAGAUGAACAGAAGAUACUGACGUCUUCCGGCUGAGAGGAGAUGUAGGGGACCCUUUUGGGCCCGGAGGUUUUCUUUUUCCAUCGAGCUCCAGGUGGAGUGUAAGUAUUAGAGAGAACGGGGAUCAUCUGUUCUCGAGGUACUUGUCACCUGCUGGCGCGGUGGAUCUUUAACUUGGCCGUCUUCCCUCCUGGGGAAGAGUGAAUUGCCCUUCUCGAUGAGGGAAAUUCCAGUGUAAAUAAAUUGCCCUGCUGUCGACA